AUGGAACUCGUAGGGACUCUUUCCAACGUCACAUCAAGCAUGGAAAAACACUACGUUGAAUCGAUACAGAAGAAGCUCGGAAUACCCUACGAUAAUUGCACUUGUGCAUGCUCCCCCAAGGGCUGCACGCCUGUCAAAUUCAUAUUCGAAGAAGACGAUCAAUUCUACUACAACCCACAAAAAGAUCAAAUCCGAAGGUUCAUCAAAAACUUGAACCCACCACAGGCUCUACUGAAUCAGUACAUCUACCAUUUCACGCGACAUAUUCUGUUCGAUCUCUUGGGUGGUGAGCAUACUUGCUGUUCCCUUGGACAGGCGUAUUGGUCGGCAUGGCACCUUCAGAAACCCACAAAGAUAUACCGCUGGCGAAAGAGAUUUCGCGGCUCCGGAAACAUCACUGCUAAGCAUUGCCAGUGCUGCAAGAAUGGACUUCCUGUGCCACGAUGGGCGAGUUUACGAGCUCUACAAGACCCUGACGUCUUCAGCGCAACUCUGGACUCUGCGAUGUCACACUACGACAAGAUGAAACGUCCGGACACUAUGGCACCAGAGGAACAAGGUUACGAGUAUAUCAAGUGGAUUUUGAAGGAAGGGUACUUGGACAUCAAUGUAAGUAACGGCUGCGAACAUGACCUGGAUGAAGACUCGGAGUAA
Messenger RNA from Alternaria viburni, 654 nucleotides. RefSeq lists its product as uncharacterized. NCBI's taxonomy places the organism in Eukaryota, Fungi, Ascomycota, Dothideomycetes, Pleosporales, Pleosporaceae. The coding region runs from base 1 to 654 and encodes 217 amino acids. The record is from RefSeq and is a predicted model, not a curated record. The transcript has a single exon.